Molecule: messenger RNA, 2895 nt
Organism: Pseudophryne corroboree (corroboree frog)
Lineage: Eukaryota; Metazoa; Chordata; Amphibia; Anura; Myobatrachidae
Product: zinc finger protein 436-like
Exons: 12
Coding region: 75-2780 (901 amino acids)
Biological process (GO): regulation of transcription by RNA polymerase II
Molecular function (GO): DNA-binding transcription factor activity; RNA polymerase II cis-regulatory region sequence-specific DNA binding
Source: RefSeq, a predicted model, not a curated record
CCGGUUCGCGGACCUCGACAGUAGCCGGGUGUCACCCAAAUGUGGGCGUGGCUUUUUUUCCGUUCCGAUUUUAUAUGUCUGUGUCUUAUUAUCAUGGUCACCCCCAUAGUGACCCCUGUACCCUAGAAUCCAGGAGACACACUGCCCAGGUCACCUCGCCCUUUAUCAGUCCCACCAAGACCAGACGUGUGCAAGACUUCAUGAUGGGCGAGGACAGGAUCCGCAUGACAGAGAAGAUAUUACAUAUCACCAUGGAGAUCAUUUACCUGCUGACUGGGGAGGAUUACAUACUAGUGAAGAAUGCAUCUGGCAAACGUGUGAUACACAGCAGCCAUCCCUGUGUGUCAGGAGGACUGAGCAGAUCCCAGAGCCCCAUCCCGGUGCCUCCACCUCACUCACUGACACAUGAGAGGCACAGUGACCAGAACAUCCUGGAACUCGCCGUCAACAUCAUUCAGCUGCUGACUGGAGAGGUUCCUAUAAGGUGUGAGGAUGUCACUGUCUAUUUCUCCAUGGAGGAAUGGGAGUAUAUAGAGGAACACAGGGGUCUGUACAAGGACAUGAUGAUGGAGAAUCACCGGCCCCUCACAUCACUGGAUGGAACCAGUAACAGGAAUACCCCAGAGAGAUGUCCCCGUCCUCUUUAUUCCCAGGAUCACACAGAGGAGAAUCACAGUGUUCCACAGGAGGAUCAGGGAGAAGAUCUGAUUGUCAUUAAAAUAGAAGAUCUAAAGGGUGAAGAGAUGUAUGUGUGGGGUGAUCAGUGUAAGGAGGAGGAAAUCUCAACACAUAGCACAGAGGUCAUGUCACCCUUUGCAAUUCCUAGUAAGGCUAAUAUAGUUCCAAUUUUCAUGAUGGAUGAAGACAGGAGUCACAUGACUGAGAAGAUAUUGAGUCUCACCCUGGAGAUCAUCUACCUGCUGACUGAUGAGGAUUACACAGUAGUGAAGAAGACAUCUAGGGAUCUUGUGACACCUACCACCGGUCCCCAUGUGUCAGGAGGACUGAGCAGGACCCAGAGCCCCAUCACGGUGCCUCCACCUCACAUACUGAUACAUAAGAGGCACAAUGACCAGAAGAUCCUGGAACUCACCAACAAGAUCAUUCAGCUGCUGACUGGAGAGGUUCCUAUAAGGUGUGAGGAUGUCACCGUCUAUUUCUCCAUGGAGGAGUGGGAGUAUAUAGAGGAACACAGGGGUCUGUACAAGGACGUGAUGAUGGAGAAUCACCGGCCCCUCACAUCACUGGAUGGGACCAGUAACAGGAAUACCCCAGAGAGAUGUCCCCGUCCUCUUUAUUCCCAGGAUCAUACAGAGGAGAAUCACAGUGUCCCACAGGAGGGUCAGCGUAAAGACCUGACUGAUCUGAAUGCAGAAGAUAUAGAGGGAGAAGAAGAGACGUAUGUGAUUGGUGAUCCGCAGUGUAAAGAGGAGGAAAUCCCUACAGAUAUCAGCACAGGAAACAAGAGUCCCUCUGAGAAACAUUGGAUUUUAUUUCCAGUUUUGGAUCAAGACGACGGUGCAGAUACAUCACCCGAUCCCUCUAACCAUGAAGAGUAUUCUCCCGAUAGCUCGGAUAUUACUACCCAUUGUGCACAGCGUAGAGAUGGUAACAUACCACCGCGCCCUCCGUCUGGUAAAUGUUUGGAAACCGUUUUUGUCGAUCAUCAGAGCACUCAGGCAAGUGAAAGACCAAUUCCCUGUUCCGAGUGUGGGAAGUGUUUCUCGCACGCUUCACAUUUUCACCGGCACCAGAGAAGCCACACGGGCGAGAAACCAUUUCCGUGUGUUGAGUGUGGGAAAUGUUUUACGCAGAAAGCCCAUCUUCAAAAGCACCAGAGGGUUCACACUGGUGAGAGGCCAUUCCCAUGCUCCGAGUGUGGGAAAUGCUUUCCCCAGAAAAUAGAUCUGGCUACCCAUCAGAGGAUCCACACCGGGGAGAAACCGUUUCCGUGUCCCGACUGCGGGAGACGUUUCAGGCAAAAAUCUGACUUCAUCAAGCACCGGAUGACGCACACCGGAGACAAGCCGUUUCCGUGUUCCGAGUGUGGGAAAUGUUUUGUGCAGAAGAGGGCUCUCAUUAACCAUCAGAGAAUCCACACAGGGGAGAGACCAUUUCCGUGUUCCGAGUGCGGGAAAUGUUUUACCCAGGAGUCUGCUUUUGUUCGGCACCUGAAGAUACACACAGAUCAGAGGCCAUUCCUGUGCUCCGAGUGCGGGAAAUGUUUUAGAGAGAAAUCAGACUUUGUUAAGCAUCAGAUGACUCACACGGGUGAGAAACCUUUUCCCUGUUCCGAGUGUGGGAAAUCAUUCGUACAGAAGAGAAAUCUGAUCAACCACCAGAGGACUCACACUGGGGAGAAGCCAUUUCCGUGUCCUGAAUGCGGGAGAUGUUUUACGCAGGAAUCCGAUUUUGUUAGACACCAGGAACAUCACACGGGCGAGAAGUCCUUUCCGUGUUCUGAGUGUGGAGAACUCUUCGUACAGAAGAGGGAUCUUGUUAGCCAUCAGAGGACUCACACGGGCCAGAAGCCGUUUGCGUGUCCUGAGUGUGGCAAAGGCUUUACGCAGGAAGCUGAUUUCGCUAGACACCGAAAGAUUCACACAAGUCAGAAGCUGUUGCUGUGUUGCGAUUGCGGGAAACGUUUUACACAUGUGUCACAUUUUGAGCGGCACCAGAGAAGUCACACGGGCGAGAAGCCAUUUACUUGUGCUAAGUGCGGGAAAAGUUUUGCACAGAAAAUACAUCUUCAGAAACAUCAGAGAGUUCACACAGGCUAAAAGUAAUUUCCAGGUUGUGAUUGUAGUAUUGUAGGUUGACGAGAAGAUGUUGGGAUGUCUAUUAAGUGUAAACUAUUUUAAUAUAAUGAAUAAAAGUAAUGGAUUCGCCCUCUUA